AUGGCUUCAUGCUGCCUUCUGCUGUGCUUCUCCGCCCUGCUGGUGGGUUUCCACGGAGCAGAUGGGUUUCUGUAUUAUAUGCUGGGCACAUGUGUGUUCACCUCCUCUGAGCUUGCUGACAUAGAGUUCAUAGACUCUUAUUAUUUCAAUAAGGUGGAAUAUAGCAGGUUUAACAGCACCGUGGGGAAGUUUGUUGGGUACACUGACUAUGGUAUCCGGAACGCAGAGUACUGGAACAACGACCCUUCAGGGAUGGCACAGACGAGAGCUGAGAGGGAGCGGUACUGCAAACACAAUGUAGAGAUAGAUUACCAAGCUGCACUGGAUAGGACAGCUGAGCCCACUGUGAGACUGACUUCAGUGACGCCCCCUAGUGGCCGACAUCCGGCCAUGCUGAUGUGCAGUGUCUACAACUUCUACCCCAAAUACAUCAGCGUCACCUGGCUGAGAGACGGACAGCCGGUGACCUCUGACGUCACUUCCACCGAUGAGCUGGCGAAUGGUGAUUGGUACUACCAGAUCCACUCCCACCUGGAGUACACGCCCAGGUCUGGAGAGAAGAUCACCUGCAUGGUGGAACACGCCAGUUUCCCCUCUCCUAAGAAAGUGGACUGGAAUCCCUCCAUGCCACAGUCAGACAGAAACAAGAUCGCCAUCGGAGCCUCCGGUCUGCUUCUGGGUUUGAUUUUGUCUUUGGCAGGUCUGAUCUACUACAAGAGGAAGGCCAGAGGGCGUGUUCUGGUUCCGACCAACUGAAGGAGGAAGUGAAGCUUCUUCCUCGUUGGUUUUUCUGGUGGAAGUUCAGUGUGUGUUGCUUCACCUGAAGCACCUGUUUUCGCCUGGAUUGUCAGUGCUGCCCCCUGCUGGAUCUCAUCACCUCCUGCUCGUAUUCUUACUAACGCUCUACAGAUUCUGAUGCGACCGAAUGCUUCACCUGUAACACAACUUUGUAUUCAAAUCAACCAACAACAUUCCCCUGACCUAUAUUACAGGGACAUCAUUUAGUGCUGCUGUUUAAGUGUCUAUUGAAAUCCCCAGUCAGUCGUCAGUUGCCGUUUCUGCUGGAGCUUCUGCUCUUUCUAAAAUAAACCAGCGGAAACAUC
Messenger RNA from Lampris incognitus (smalleye Pacific opah), 1103 nucleotides. RefSeq names its product H-2 class II histocompatibility antigen, E-S beta chain-like. Gene Ontology annotation, biological process: peptide antigen assembly with MHC class II protein complex; antigen processing and presentation of exogenous peptide antigen via MHC class II; positive regulation of T cell activation. Gene Ontology annotation, cellular component: membrane; MHC class II protein complex. Gene Ontology annotation, molecular function: MHC class II protein complex binding. NCBI's taxonomy places the organism in Eukaryota, Metazoa, Chordata, Actinopteri, Lampriformes, Lampridae. Bases 1 to 756 code for a protein of 251 amino acids. The transcript is spliced from 6 exons. The record is from RefSeq and is a predicted model, not a curated record.